This is a messenger RNA of Striga hermonthica, 1272 nucleotides long. The record is from the annotation of a GenBank genome assembly. NCBI's taxonomy places the organism in Eukaryota, Viridiplantae, Streptophyta, Magnoliopsida, Lamiales, Orobanchaceae.
AUGUCAGACGAUUCGCACAGGAACUCGGAUUCAGAGGGAUUGUACUCCGGCAAGAGCUCGAUGAGCAGCGACACCACGUCCGCGACCGCCGCACUCAGCCAUUCCUCCGCCAGCCUCGGCCGAUUCUCGUUCGAGCUUCCGGCGGGCUCGCCGGAGCAGGCGGCGUUGCAGACGCACCGCGGGUCAGACUCAUCGGCCCGCGGGUUCCGCGACUUCAGCCUGGUGCGGCAAAUCGGCAGCGGCGACAUCGGCCGCGUCUACCUGUGCCGCCUCCGCGGGGAGGCGGACGACGGGCGGCUGUACGCGAUGAAGGUGGUGGACAACGACGUGCUGGCCCUGAAGAAGAAGACGGAGAGGGCGGAGGCGGAACGGAGGGUCAUGCGGCGGCUGGACCACCCGUUUUUGCCGACGCUCUUCGCCGAGUUCGAGGCGUCGCAAUUCUCGUGCGUGGUGAUGGAGUACUGCUCCGGCGGCGAUUUGCAUUCUCUCAGGCACAAGCAACCCCACAAACGGUUUUCCCUCAGCUCAGCGAGGUUUUACGCAGCUGAAGUUCUUGUAGCUCUAGAGUACCUUCACAUGUUGGGAAUAAUCUACAGAGACUUAAAGCCCGAAAACGUGCUCGUCCGAUCCGACGGACACAUCAUGCUCACCGAUUUCGACCUCUCCCUCUGCUCCGACUCUACCGCCUCCCUCGAGUCCCCCGACUCCUCUUCCUCCCCGGGCCCACCCUCGGCCCGUUUCGCCUGCCUCCCGUCUCGUCUAUUUCGUUCCCGUAAAGUCCAGACAACAACGGCCCUUGCCCCGGGCCUCCGGUUUGUGGCCGAGCCAGUGUCUGCCCGGUCGUGCUCGUUUGUCGGGACCCACGAGUACGUGGCCCCCGAGGUCGCUUCUGGCGGGCCCCACGGCAGCUCGGUCGACUGGUGGGCCUUCGGUGUGUUCGUCUACGAGAUGAUCUACGGUCGGACCCCGUUCGUCGGGCCCAACAAUGGAGCCACCCUACGGAACAUCGUUCGGGCACCGCUCGGAUUUCCCGGGCCGCCGCGCGGUGGGGAAGAGCGGGCCGCACGGGACCUUAUCGCAGGCCUACUAGAGAAGGACCCGUCCCGGAGGCUCGGGUCAAGGCACGGGGCGGCCGACGUGAAGACCCACCCGUUCUUCAAGGGGUUGAACUUCGCGCUCAUCCGGUCGGUGGAGCCACCGGGUUUGUUCAGGAUCAGGCGGCAAAAGACGGCGCCGACACGACCGCAGGCGGCAGCAUUCGGGGUGUUUUAA